Molecule: messenger RNA, 929 nt
Organism: Zonotrichia leucophrys gambelii
Lineage: Eukaryota; Metazoa; Chordata; Aves; Passeriformes; Passerellidae
Product: RNA-binding protein 10-like
Exons: 7
Biological process (GO): mRNA splicing, via spliceosome
Cellular component (GO): nucleus
Molecular function (GO): RNA binding
Source: RefSeq, a predicted model, not a curated record
GUCAGAGCCGUGGAUUCGCCUUCGUGGAAUUCCAUCACGUGCAGGAGGCGGCCAGGUGGAUGGAGGCCAACCAGGCCGGGCUGACCCUGCUGGGGCACCGCGUAUCCCUGCACUACAGUGACCCCAAACCCAAAAUCAACGAGGACUGGCUCUGUGCCAAGUGCGGGGUGCAGAACUUCAAGCGCCGUGAGAAAUGUUUCAAGUGUGGCGUCCCCAAAGCCGAGGCCGAGCAGAGGGGUCCGGGGGGUCCCCGGCCGGAGCUGGUUCCAGGUGGGGGUGGGGGGCUCCUGCCCCUCCCCCAACCCUACGGCCCCACCCUGGGGGGUCCCCCCGGGGGGUCCCAGGGGGGCACCGAGCCCGGAGCCGACAACGCCAACGACACCAUCAUCCUGCGGAACCUGCACCCCCAGAGCAGCCUGGAGUCCAUCCUGGCCGCCCUCGCUCCCUUCGCCGCGCUCUCGGCCGCCAACGUGCGCGUGAUCAAAGACCGGCAAACGCAGCUGAACCGCGGCUUCGCCUUCGUGCAGCUCAGCACCAUCGUGGAGGCUGCACAGCUGCUGCAGAUGCUGCAGGCCCUGCACCCCCCCCUGCACAUCGACGGCAAGAGCAUCAACGUGGAGUUCGCCAAGGGCUCCAAGAGGGACGUGCAGGGGGCGGGGCCUGGGGAGGGGCCCCCCCGCGCCAGCGCCGCCUCCGUCGCCUCCACGGCCAUCGCUGCUGCCCAGUGGGCGCUGUCACAGGUGAGGGCACUGUCACAGGUGAGGGCACUGUCACAGGUGAGGGCACACCUGGGCAUGGGAGGGGCACUGUCACAGGUGAGGGCACACCUGGGCACGGGAGGGGCACUGUCACAGGUGAGGGCACACCUGGGCAUGGGAGGGGCACUGCCACAGGUGAGGGCACACCUGUGUGGGUGGGCGUGGUCUCAG